CUGGACCGCAUCGACCAGGCCAGCCUGCCCCUGGACGGUUCCUUUGCGCCUGGCCUGGAUGGGCGCGGCGUGCACAUCUAUGUGCUUGACACCGGACUGCGCACCACCCACUCCGAGUUUUCUGGGCGGGUGGGCGAGUCUGUGUCCUUCACCAGCGGCUACGCGGUGCAGGGCUUUGGCGACAGCAGCGGACACGGCACGCACGUGAGCGGCACAGCCAUGGGCUCCCAGUUUGGCGUGGCCAAAAAGGCCACCAUUCAUGCGGUCAAGACCAUGGGCGACGACGGCAGCGGCUCCUACUCCAACAUCAUCGCAGGCAUGUCGUGGGUGGUGCAGCACGUGAAGCGCAACGGCUGGCGGGGCGUCGUCAACAUGUCGCUCGCAGGUGGCCCACGCAGCACCGCGCUCAACGAUGCUGCCCAGCAGCUGAUCAAUGCUGGGAUUCCAGUGGUGACGUCGGCGGGCAACAACCUCACCCUGCUCUCCCAUUCGCUCCCUGCAGACGCCUGCUCCCAGUCCCCCGCCUCCAACCCCCAGGCCAUCGCCGUCGCCUCCUCCGACUCCAGCGACCAGCUGUCGCCGUUCUCCAACAUCGGCUCCUGCGUCGACAUCUUUGCGCCGGGCUCCUCCAUCACCAGCGCCGGAAUCUCCAGCGACACCUCUUCCGCCGUGAUGUCAGGCACCUCCAUGGCCUCGCCGCACACCGUGGGCGUGGCGGCGCUCAUCCUGCAGGCCUUCCCCGCCGCGACUGUGGCCGACAUGGCCUCCAUCCUCACCAACGCCAGCCAGCGGGUGGUGUUCAGCACCACCACCGUGCCCCGCCUGCUGCAGGUGGGG
Chlorella variabilis is the source of this 837-nucleotide messenger RNA. RefSeq lists its product as hypothetical. The record is from RefSeq and is a predicted model, not a curated record. Lineage: Eukaryota; Viridiplantae; Chlorophyta; Trebouxiophyceae; Chlorellales; Chlorellaceae. Gene Ontology annotation, molecular function: tripeptidyl-peptidase activity; serine-type endopeptidase activity. Gene Ontology annotation, cellular component: cytosol. The annotation marks the transcript as partial. The transcript has 7 exons. Gene Ontology annotation, biological process: proteolysis.